UCUAUUUAGUGCCCAGCAUAAGAUUCCAUAUAAAGCGCACUUACCCUAAAAGAAUUGAGAAAGGCGUUCUCUACUGUAGCGAUGGCGAGAGGGCACCAGAAGAUCCAGAGUCAGAAAAAGAACGCCGAGAAGCAGGCGAAGAUGAAGAAGGCGCAGGGCUCAGACCAGAAAGCCUCAGCACAGAAGGCCCUCAUCUACACCUGCCCAGUUUGUCGAUCUCAGAUGCCGGACCCAAAGACCUACAAACAGCACUUUGAGAGCAAACAUCCCAAGAGCCCUCUGCCUCCGGAGCUGCAGUCUGUCUGAUUUCUUCUGUCCUGUACCCCACCCCCCACUGCACACAACAACAUCAUGCCCAUAUAUUCAUCAUUGUCUGUGUGUUAUAGUAGGUAGCGUCGACUUUUUUUUGUGUUUGUUAUAAUUCCAAUAUGGGCCAAUAUUUUGCCAUAAUUGUUUUGAUCGCAAUAUUGAGUUUUAUAUAGUAUAAUUAUAGUGUAUACGUCAUCUCUUGGUAGUUCAACACCAAUUUUAUGUAUACCGUAACAUUGUAUACAAAAGCAAGAGACAUUGUGUUUAAAGUAAGACAAACCACAAAAAAUGGG
This is a messenger RNA of Geodia barretti, 602 nucleotides long. Lineage: Eukaryota; Metazoa; Porifera; Demospongiae; Tetractinellida; Geodiidae. The record is from the annotation of a GenBank genome assembly.